CAAUUAGUUGGAGAUUUGGCGCCAAACGGAAUGGUUGUUCACAGAAUGGAAUCCAGAACCCAGUUCCUUUAUUGUCGCAACAACCCUCUCCGUCUGAUUCUUCUGCAAACCCUAAUUUCUCAUCUCGUUUUCCUUUCUAAUCAACUUGCCAUUCCUCUCUUCUCCACCCCCUUUCAAAUUCAACAACAUCUUUGUAGCCAGCUGCAAUCGUCAACGUCAAAUAAGCAAAGGUUUCAGACACAAAAUUGUUUUCUCAGUCGUUUGAUUUUUCAGAAGAGACAAGCUUUUGAGCUUAUUCAUGCAGUACAAAUGGAAAUGCACUUCAAGUUUACAUGUCAAUAUCCUGACACUGAAAUGUGGAAAUAUAGUAUAACGUAAGUCAGGUACUCAAGCAAAAUUUAUAAGGGAUUUGGGGCAUUGAAAACCAAGCCCGACCAUUUGAAAUCUUGUGAGGGAAGAGAAGUAGAAAGUGUUCAAAUGGAUGGAGAGUCAUUUGAUCAUAGUAUACAAGAGAAACAAGCAAAAGAAGUUUCAAAAACUAUCGGUGAUAGUCCGAGAAGUAAAGAUUCCAGCCGUGAGAGUGGAAGCAGUAGUGAUUCAGAAAAGCAAAUUUAUGUCAUCAGUAAAGUUGAAAGUGAUAAGGCUAAAGACUCUGACACACAUAGCGAUGGCACUAAAAUCAUAUCUCCAUCAGCUGGAACGGGAACUUCUUGCUCUUCAUCCGAAUCAUCAUCAGAUGAUUUCUUUGCAAUGGACCAAUCAUUUAAGUACACCAAAUCUGGGAAAGAUCAUGUUUCUAGUUCUGAGAGCUCUGACAAGUCUGAAGUUGACAACAACUUUGUACUUCCAACAUCAACAUCUGAAAUGAACAAUUUGAGCAACAGCCAAAAGGAUAUGUCACCAACUGCUAGUCCCCCCAUCCAAGUGAUGGAUCGAUCUGGAAGUAAUGAUGCAUCUAUUGUUCCAUCUUCAAUUUUUGAAGCAAAUGCUAAUACUUCAGAAUGGAGUAUUGCUUCUAAUGAUUCACUAUUUAGUAUUCAAAUAGGGCAACCAAGUUUGAACAGAGAAAAAGCGCAUAUGUAUGGUGAAUUAUGCUCGUCAACGGAAUUGACCAAAUCUGGUGAGCUGAACAACCAAGCACCUUCAGUUAUACGACAAGAGAUAGGCACUACCGAAAAUAAUGCUACCGAAAAGGAAUUGCAAGCAACAACAUAUGGAUCUUUCAAGUUAGAAGGAGAAAGUCACCUUGAAGACAAUAGCGAAACAGAGACUUCACCUGAAACAAAGACUUCACCUGAAACUAAGACAUCACCUGAAACAAAAAGUUUGAAAUCAUCCAAGUCCAAAGUGUCUAUUCCCUCUCAUAGUGACAAUGAAAUUUUACCUGAUCCUCCAUUAAAGAGGCGGAAAGGCUACUCUUAUAGUUGUGGCUGGAUGAACAAUUUGUGGCCGAGCUGCAAGUGUUUGAGUUGUUGCCCAUCAUUCUCCUCUUGUUGGAGUUGUAAUCGUACAAAGUGUCAUCAUCACACCUCCCAAACGUUGAAAGAAGAAGGAAAUGGUUCUACGAAGAUGGAUGUUUCACCACAUGAAUCAGAUAAACCACAUGAAUCAGAUAAAGAAGAAUCAGGAAUGACUUCGGACUCUACAGCCAUCCAAACUAAACAAGAAUCCAAAGUGCUUUCCAAAUCAAAAGACAAUAAAUCCAAUUGGCUCCAUUCUUUUUCUUGUCCAUGGAACCUUCCUUCCAAACCUUGUUGUCGUUGAGAGAUCUUUUACAGAAUUCAGAUGCCUCGUUUGUUUAUAGUUUAACACCACCUUUAGGUACAUAGGUUUGAUCACAUGGCAAUGAACACAUAUGUUGGAGCUUCAUGGAACCACUCUUCCCUUCAAAGAGUACCUAUGAAUGUAUAUGAGGGCUAGAUUCAUAAUGAGUAAAGACAAAUUAUAUGGUUUCAUCGAAAAUUUAAUGGUUUUGACACUUCCUGAGAAAUUCUCUCUCUCUCUC
Vigna unguiculata (cowpea) is the source of this 2005-nucleotide messenger RNA. RefSeq lists its product as uncharacterized. NCBI's taxonomy places the organism in Eukaryota, Viridiplantae, Streptophyta, Magnoliopsida, Fabales, Fabaceae. The record is from RefSeq and is a predicted model, not a curated record.